Octopus bimaculoides (California two-spot octopus) is the source of this 3496-nucleotide messenger RNA. Its product is annotated as bifunctional peptidase and (3S)-lysyl hydroxylase Jmjd7. The record is from RefSeq and is a predicted model, not a curated record. Lineage: Eukaryota; Metazoa; Mollusca; Cephalopoda; Octopoda; Octopodidae.
AACCGGAUAUGAUAGCAGCUGUAUGAAGUAAAUAAAUAUGGCUGGAUUGAAACUGUAUCACCUGAUAUAUCUUUUGUUAAUCUUGUUUGCAUUUUCUUCGGCUGAAGAACUGCUCCCACUUGGAAAGCAUUCUGAAAAUGGACAGCAGAUGGAAUAUCUUUCCUACUUUCCAAGUACAACAGAAUUUUAUAAUGACUUUGUUAAACCUGAAUUACCAUUAUUGAUGAAAAAUGUUCUUACUGACAUCAAUUUUCCUAUGUUGAAUAUUUGGACUGAUGAAUAUUUAGGUGAAAAAUAUGGUAACUUAAAAGUCCGUGUUGAGCAAAGUAAAAAAGAAAACCGUUCUCUCAAGCCUAAGCAUUACAACUUAAAAACGUUUUUAGACUUGUAUGCAACAAAUGAUAUCUAUAUGGUACAAAGUAUUCUCAAUGAGAUGAAAGAUGAAGUUACAGUUCCACUUUUAUUGAAUUGUGGUGGUUUCCAAAAGGUAUUACAAGACAGUGUCUUAUGGUUAAGCAAUGGUAAUACCCGGUCUGUAUUACACUUUGAUGAUAUGGACAACAUCAAUUGUGUAUUAGAUGGUCAGAAAGUUGUUCUUCUUUUUAAUAAGGCUCAGAAGGAGUUGAUUGAAGCAAAUGGCUUUAUGCAAGAAGGGUCUUUCAGUAAAGUUGAUGUUGAUGCUGUAAAUCUGAAAAAGUUCCCUAAAUUACAACAAGUGAAUUGGUCUACUGCAGUUUUAGAUAAAGGAGAUUGUCUUUACAUACCUCAUGGUUGGUAUCACCAAUUCCGAUCCAGUAAUGCUAGAAAUUUGGGCAUCAAUUAUUGGUUCAGUCACUUAUGGUGGCUUAAUAAAUCCAACUGUGACUCAACAGAGAUAAAAAGUAGUUCAUUAACUCUGGAACAAUUGGCAGUACAAUCGAAUAAUGAACAAGUCAGGUCCAAAUUGCUUUCUAAAUGGGCUAAUAAAGAAACAGUCAGUAAUAAAGAAUUCUUUUCAGAAAUUUCUAAGUUUGAUGAAGAAUCACGGGUUCAGUUUCUCAACUUGAUUGACAGCAACCAUGAUGGUCGCCUCUCUUGGAAUGAAUUAUAUUCCUUUGACAUUGGAGAUUAUGUACUUCAAACCUUGUCUGGUACAUCUUUUAAGCAACUACAAACCUGUGAAGGCCAAUACCAAUCUCACAGCUAUGAAGCAAAUCAUGAAAAGUAUUUACGCUAUAUGCAAGAGGAUAUGUAAUGACUUUACAGUGUAAAGGACUUCAUGCUGGUGUCAAUCAGAUGUGAAUGAGCAUGAAUUCCAUUUAACCCUUUCUUUGUCAGCUCCAGCAUUUUAAAUUGUUUUGAUAAUGAUUAAAAUACACCUAUGUAGAUUUAGAGCCACAAAUCAUUUCUCACUGAAAUUUUAAGAAGAGUGUUAACAGCAGUUUUUGCUAUAAAUCACAAAAGGGUAGCAUUUUAAGAUUAAUUAUACUAAAUACUAUUGGUAAUGCUGGUUUUGAAAGUGUUAAAUGAUUGUUUUAGCCAAACAGACAUUUUCUACCUUCUAAAAUAUAGGUUGGAACAUAACUGUAUUGUAAAAAGGGUAAAAAAUAAAACAUGUAAGAUGUUUUAUUUAUGACUUCCUAGAGAAGGAUCAGACAAGUAUCUCACCAGAGAAAAACCCCUUAGCUGAUGUUAAUUUUGUAGAAGUAUAGCAGGUAACAUGUAUAGGAAAGGCAUUCCAAAGUCAUAAAUUCCUGAGAUUUGUAUUUUGUUUGAUGCAUUAUCUUGGAGGAGUGAUAAUUGUAGAAUGGCAACUUUCUUUUUUUUACAGCUAACAAGAGAAAAGACUGAGGAAGCUACUUGUUAUCUGUUAACCAGAUAUUGAAAACAAAUGGGUUUUUUUUCAAAUUUGAUUUGGCUCGUCAGUAACUCAGAUAUAGGAGUAAUGUUCCACACCAUGGUGAUAUCCAAGCUUUGCAACCUCACUAAAUAGCAACUUGUAUGUUGUUAUUAAAUCUUAUUUACACAUGUUGGUAUACAGCUUUUCUAUGUGAAAAAAAAAUGUUUAGAAUUUAAUAGCUGCCUGUAAAUAAAUCCAUUUUAGUCUCUUUAUUAUAUGUGAUAAAUCAUUCAAGCCACAAUAGUGGCUUGAUAAUUACUAUCAAUGGUUUUGUUUGAUAUCACUGCUUUCAAAAUAGUAUCGCAGCAACCUACACAUCUCUUCUUUUCAUCAGUUUCACUGAUUUACACUGUUGUUUUUAAAUUAACCUUUAUUUCAUCUGAUCACUUAUGUUCUGGUUAUAUACUAUCCAAAUGAAUCUAUGAAUGGUAAAUGUAUUAUGUGAUCUUGUUUUACACCAAUCUUUACAUAAGUAAUUAGUAACUAUCCGUCUGAUUUCUUUUGUAUUGCUCUAUCAAUCAUUUUCUACUCAAAACUAAAUUGCUAAAAUGAUACAUACUAAUUAUUAUAGUCUUUGCUGCACUUAAAAUUAAACAAGACAGACCAUGUUUUCGACUCAUCCCUGUUUUGGAUAGCAACUACAGACAUUAUGAAUGACACAAGUACACUACCAUGUUCUUUUCUACAUCAUAUUGGUCAUGUAUUUUUUCACUCAGGACAAGUCAAUACAUUGUACAGAAUGAAUAUAAUCUCUAUUUCUGGAUGUGGUAGUAAAAAAAAAAUAGUGCCAACAAGGGUAAAAAGAACAACCUGACAAUACACCAAGUUAGAGUCUGCCUAAGUUUAUAGACAGCAACAAGAAAGUGCCCUACAUAUUCAGAAAUGGAAAGAGGAAGUAUGGUGCUUCCUUUCAUAUCUAUGGUGACAGUUUUGCAUUAUUAAUUUUCCAUAUAUAUAUAUAUUAGAAUUUUCACUUUUAUUAAUGCAUUUUUCAUGCUAUUUCUCAAAUCAUCCAAACAUUAAGGUGAAUCAACAGAUUUGGGUAUUCCACAUUAUUUCACUUUAGGGUUUCUGAUCGGGCCAAAUCCAAUGUAAAGUUGAAGUAUGACAUUUACAUACACUCCUUGUGGCCUCCAAGCACCAUGAGAAAUUUUUUGCUACUUAAAUUUUUUACAUCUGGCAUUAAUGGAAUAUUUACCAAAUCAUGCCUUUCAAGUCUAUACAUGCAUUGAUUCUUUGGGAACAUCUACUGGAACCAUAGAUUUUUAUGAAACUCUUUUUAAAUCUUUGUUGAUAUUCAUAAAAGGGACGACUUUUAAUUAAGUAUUAUAUUUAUUCUCUGAUCGGAUUCAAACAAACACAUUAUUCAUAUCUUCAUAUCUUAAGUUAAUUAUAGCUAAGGGGAGAUAACAAAUGGGAUAUGAUUCAUGUUAACUGCUUCAUUUAUCCAGGUCUCUUUCAGUUACAAAUUAAAAUUAUAUCAUCAUAAACAUGGAGUUGACUCUUGUUGUAUAUUUUCUGAAAUGAAAAUUUUUUUUUUUUUAAUUUUUGUAUUUUUCAUUUAUUCAUCUAUUUACCUUAAAUAAACUUGCUUCCAAACAAAAUACAAUGACUGAA